AUGACGUGUUCAUUAGAAAAUGUGUUGUCAGACGCCAAGUCGCUGGUGGAAAGACUUCGCAGCCAUGACAAUGCAGCGGAGGUACUUAUUGAACAGACAACGUCCCUUAACAAGAGGGUGGAGGCCAUGAAACAGGUAAUGCCAAUGUCACUGGUGAUGCAGCUCUUUUGAUUGGUGUUCGAAAGCGUAUACACUUGCCUUUAACUGACCUUUUAUUGAGUUGAACUGAGUUGACUGGAGUUAUGUGUAUCUGUUUGCAGUAUCAGGAGGAGAUUGAAUCGCUGAACCAGGUGGCUCGGCAUCGGCCCCGUUCCAACCUCGUCAUGGGCAUCCAGCAGGAAAACCGGCAGAUCCGUGACCUACAGCAGGAAAACAAAGGUAGAGCAGUGUGUGUGUGAGAGAGAGAGAAUGUGAUAAGCUGAAAAACAAAUGAAGCUACUCUGUUUAUUGGUUUCAUAAUACAGGCAUAUUACCAGUUGAAAAAGUACCAUGUAUGGAUAAAUCCACAAAAAUGUGAGUAUAAUGUGUGUAUCCAUAUCUUCUCUCCCUGCAGAGUUGAGAACAUCCCUGGAGGAACACCAGUCGGCCAUAGAGCUCAUCAUGACUAAAUACAGGGAGCAGGUCUUCAGACUCCUCAUGGCCAGUAAGAAGGACGACCCAGCCAUCGUCACCCAACUAAAGGAGCAGCACUCCACUGUGAGUGACGCACCCUCUACUACUGUCACAUUACACUCAGGAGCUACCCUUUCCUCUUGCAUCCAGGAAGUUCAAAGCAAAUAUUUAAUUGUUUCUAUUCUAUGACUGCAGGAAAUGCAAGCGCACAUAGACAAGAUCAAUGAGAUGGCUACGGUGAUGAGGAAGGCUAUCGAAGUGGACGAGGGGAGGUUGUGUGAAGACGAGGAGAGGAUCAAGCAACUAGAGGUGAGUCUCACAGGUUGUCUGUAUUCUCUGUUUACUAAAAGCAUUGAGUACUACUAUUUCAAACAUACUGUUUUUUUUGGGCAGCUGGAGAACAGUGGUCUUCGUGAGCUGCUAGGGAUCAGUCGAGAGGCCUUCCUAGUUCUGACGAGAGAGGAGGCCUCGGAUAGCACAUCUCUGUCUGCCCUGUUGACCAGCGCCGACAUCAGCCUCUGGAAGAGUUAG
Coregonus sp. 'balchen' is the source of this 1143-nucleotide messenger RNA. NCBI's taxonomy places the organism in Eukaryota, Metazoa, Chordata, Actinopteri, Salmoniformes, Salmonidae. The record is from the annotation of a GenBank genome assembly.